Messenger RNA from Xyrichtys novacula (pearly razorfish), 17751 nucleotides. Lineage: Eukaryota; Metazoa; Chordata; Actinopteri; Labriformes; Labridae. The record is from the annotation of a GenBank genome assembly.
GUGGGAGGUUUCUUUCCACCUCAGCUGAGCAGCGUCUCCUAUUUCAAAGCGGAACUCAAGUUGACUUUGAGGCUGAGUUCGUGUUUCCACACGAGCAGAUAAUUUCGAUUAUCGUCGUUACGUAGCGGAGAUGGCAGCCCUCCGAACGGUGAGUUUAUUGAUUUGUCCCGUGCCUGUGUGCUGUGGAUUAUCUGUUUGUAUCACUGUCGUGGUAAAUGAUUCACGCAAAUGAGAGAUAACUCUGCCGAUAAAGACGGGGAGAGAUAACGAUUGUUGACUCAGGGCUGGUUUACACAGUGUCAGGACCGAAGAUGGCAAAACAAUACAGCAUGGGAAGGUCAUCACACCAAAACCAAUGCCGAAAAAUUGUCACUAAAAUACAUUUACUUUAUGUCUUUUAAUUCAAACACAGAUGAUAAGAAACCAAUUCAGACGCAUUUCUUUAUGUUUUAUAACGCCUUCGGCGUCGACGUUGUCUUCAAAAUGGACUUUAGACUUUGGAUUUUACGUAAUUCGUUUUUUUCCUUCGAAGUAGCCAAAUGUUAUCUUUUUCGCAACCACACAAUGAAAGCUGAUAUGGAAACCAGAUUGGCGAAUUAAUAUGUAGCUGAAUUAAAUAGAGAAACAAUUCGAAACGAAUUAAUUUGUUCCCAUGCAGCUGUUUGAAUUUUAUACAAGAUAUAGUCUCGUUUGCAUAUUUGUUACAAGGAGUUUAGCAUGAGGUUUAAAUGCAGCUCCAUUCCCUCUAAAUACCGACUAUGCCAACUGAAAUACCUAUGUGCUUCCAGCCCAUAAUGCUACCACUUAAUUAAAUAAGUUGUAAAGAUAGUUAUGUUGCUGCAGACUUACAGUUGAAUGUUAAAGAUAUGCUCAAAUGCAAGCCACCUUUUGAUAUCUUACACACAAAACCAGAGGUAUAAAAUGGCUCAUGCAUCAGAUGCACCCGUGCAUUCCACUGAUGCCAAAAAUGAAACUCAUAAACCUAUACAUGCUUAGAGUAUGUUUGCAAUGGUAGCAAACCUUGCAUCAUCCAUUCAUAAAAAGCGCGCACAGGGGCGUGGUGCAACUUUUUAACAUGUGGCAUGCGUGUUAGCGGACCUGAUUAAUAUCAAGUAAAAUCUUAACACGUGGGAAAUGUAAACUGUCUGUGCUAUUGCCCCCCCGGUGAGAUUAAUGAUUCGAUGAUUACAUUUACGCCCCUCCCCCUAAUAAAAUGAUAGAGUUAAACAUUACAACAAAUACCAUUCCUGCCUUAUAAAUUUGCUACCAUAACCUCUCAUGAUGGAAGCCUCUGACCAAUAACAGGUCCGUUUCCUGUGAAACUAGGCAGUAACCUUGCUGUAGCUUUUACAGCUGGUUGAGGACUUGUUAUUCUCUUUGUGGUAGAAAAACUGUUGUGGACUUAUUUUUAAUUUUGACUGAAUUACUUGUCGGUAUGACUUUUAUAUUAUUUAUUCUGUAGUCCUUUGUGACCUACAGAAUUCCUCCCAUUGUAUUUGUCCUUUUGCAUUGUAGCCUGCAUGUAGCCUGCUGGUUCCUGGUUCUAAUAACAGCUCAGCACUCAGCACUGGCUGUUCUGUAAACUAGAGGCAGAAUGAUUGGUGCUGCGUCACACACACCUUCAAACACACAAUGUCAGACAUCUUGUCCUUGUGUACUCCCAAUGCAGGAUAUGUAGAUACAUUUUAUGCCUUUUUCACUGAGCCAUGUUUCAUUCGCAGGUACUUCAUGGACGACUUCUUCAGGCUCUCCCUUUCUCCUUCGGUUCGCUGCGGUUUGCCAGCUCCUUCAAGGUAAAGAAAACCCAAACAGUUUAUACUUCAGCAGGUGAGGCCUGUGUCAUUUCCAUGUAGCCCUGGCCUGCCUGAUCAAGGUGUCAGUUACUACUGUAAGAGACUGUAAUUUCAUCUUUGUACUGCUUCCAGUUGCCUCAGAUUAAACGUGUUAUUCUCCCUUCUGUCUUUCUCCCCUGUUUUUCUGUAAUUAUUAAAUCCAAUUAAAUUAAUUAAUUGUCUAAUUAGCUGAACAAGUUUCAGCUGACUCAUAUAACACUGGACUAAUUGUCUUUUUGAAGCAUGCCCUACCAAUAACCAGGAUGUGAAAUCAAUUACUGCAAAUCGUCCCCUGCUCUGCUCUUCUUCCCUCUCCACUUCUCUUUCCACGGCCACCUCCCUGUUAGGCCACAGAUCUCAUAAUCGAACGCAACCCAGCAUGCAAACCCAAGCCAGAGCCCUCCAGCCUGGUGUUCGGAAAACAGUUCUCUGACCACAUGUUGACCAUCACCUGGUCGGAGAAAGAGGGCUGGGACACUCCUCAGAUUAAACCUUUCCAGAACCUGUCUCUGCACCCGGCCAGCUCUGCUCUGCAUUACUCAAUAGAGGUGAGGGGAGGGUUUAAAAAGAGAACUGAGUUACUUUGGAUGUCCUCUCUGAUUGGUUCCAUCCUUUCGUCAUGAAAUUAAGAAGGAAUGAUCUAAAGAAACAGUCAAAAAGUUGUGUGAUUGAAAAGCCCCUUGCAGCUGGGGGCUGCAGGAAGUUUCGACUGACUUUAAGAAGGAUAGGCUCUGUAACUUCUUUACUCAAAAUUCAUGACGAUAAUGUUGUGAUUUGCCACCCUCUUGUCCAAACAAGGUCUCCUCCAACUCCAAAAAAGAUGAUUACAGGCAAAACUCAAAUUUUAAGGCUUCCAAACAGUAGUCAUCACAGCACAGGGGGCUGAUACAUUAUCAUCAUCUCCAUACAGUUUGUAGGAGAAAGCUCACAACUUGAAACAUCCAGGAAUUUCAUGCUUUUGUUUGUAUUCUCUGCAGCUGUUUGAGGGCAUGAAGGCUUUCCGAGGGGUCGACAACCACAUCCGCCUGUUCAGACCCAUGCUGAACAUGGAGAGGAUGCAUCGAAGUGCAGACCGAAGCUGUCUUCCUGUAAGUUAUCCCUUUUCACUUCUAAAGAGAAGUCACUGCUUUGAUUGCUUUUGAGAGUUUAAAACACGGUCUCAUGAUUGAGGUUUCUCACAUUUGCCAUAUUUUAUCAGUCACUGCUUUUGUUUUCAUGGAAAAAAAAGUGUUGUAGAUCCUCAGAAAAGUUACAUAGUUGCCUCUAGUCAACAGAAGAGGGAUACUAAUGGGAGUUGGACUGCUAUUGUUUCAUUAUGUGAUAUUUUUUUGAGAGUAUCUUAUAAACAGAUGAUAAAAAUAAACAUGGAUCAUCCACUUGAUGAUAAAGUCACUUGUCAUAGCUAGUUUUGCCUCUGGCUUGUUAAAAGUAGCCGACAUAAAACAAACAAACUUUAUUUUCCCCUCAUAGAUGUGAGGAUGAGUAAUAACAUUGAUAAUAAUCAAAACUUAAUUUUUACAGCACCCCUUGAUAAAUGAAGCAGCAAAGUCUGAGCAAUAGAGCAUGUUUACUGGUGUAUUACAGCCAUGUGCAGCCGCUGCUUUCUACUUGAGCUCCGUAUGGUGUAACGUAUAGAGUCUAUUUGCUUCACUCUGAAUGAAAGAAUGCAGCUUGUUUGUGUUUAUUUAUAGCGUUAUUACCAUAGACUGUAUAAAGAAUGGACAGAGUCUGCCUCCUCUCUGGGUGAAGCCACUCCAAGAACAGCACCCUCUGUUGAUGGGCUGCAGUAUAGGUCAUAAGUACCGCCUCCGCCAGCAAAGCUUAUGGGGCUGUGGACAAACUUUAGAAAUUUAUUACACAGAACAUGAAUUUUUUGCCUAUACAGGCGGUAGGCGGAACUAAGUUGUCCAUAGUAUAUACAGUCUAUGGUUUUUAUUCUUUGGGUUAUGGUAUACUCAUGCAGCUUCACGUAACAGGGUGUGUAGCAUCCUGGUGAUUUACUGCUGUUGUGAUUAACUUUUUACACGUUUGCAAUCUAGUGUCAGCCAUUGUUCAGUAAAAGUAAUCCCAUCUGCAGCUGUAGGCCUAUAUUUAAACCCUGUACACUCACUGGUAGCAUACCUAAGCUAAUACAGACAAAAGCUGAUUGUAUGGCCUCAAACUUCCUUUGAAUUCCUCAGAUUCUUUAAGAAAGCCGGGUUGAGCUGGUGACGUUGCAGCCCUGAAGCUGUAAGCCCCUCUGCUAUGUUAUAUAAUGGUUUGGCAACACGCCUGGUUCUGCUUCAGUUUAGCCGUCCCGACCAACCACUCAAUACUUGAUCAGGAGUUCAGGAGGCAGUGGAAACUGAGAAUACAGGUCAAUGUCUUUGUUUUGGUCCUUGUUCUCUCAUAUUCAGAGAUGAUUGAUUAAAGAAGAGUCUUAAGCAGUUCUAUAUUUCCUUCUAUAUCGUAAACUUAGCACAUGUAAUGGAAAAAACACCACCUUCCCCUUUGGUGUUAUACAAUACAAUACAGUAAUACAAUACAAGAACUUUAUUGAUCCCAAGAGGGAGAUUAUUUUGUCUGGAAUCUCAUCUCAUCUACUAUUUAUAGAAGAAUUAAACAGUCUGAUGGCUGUGGGCACAGAAGAUCUUUGAAAUCUCUCAGUUGUGCAGCAAAGAGAGAGACCAUUGUAUCACCGCUGUUGUUAUUUUGGUCCAUAGAGGUGUUAUGAAGUGGAUGAUUAAUGUUUUUUAGAAGGCCUCUACCUUGCUCAGUGUGCAUCUCUCCACCACAUCCUAGCAACAGUAUCAUAGAGAACAUCACACAGAACUUCAGCUGUUGCCUUAGGUGGGAUGUGAACAAGUAUAUUGGUAUGAUAUGACUGAACUCUCUUGGAACAUAAUAUGGGUGGAGCAGCUGCCAACAGUUCAAUAUCUGGACAACAGAACUUCUCCUUGACAGUUAUGUGUGAAGAGUUACACCAUCUCUUGUUAACAAAUAGAGCCAGACCUCAAUUCUUUCGUCUUGCCACUAGCUUUAGCUAGGAGGAAAGGUGAGUUUAUCUAAAGUGUUUUUUUUUUCUAUAUAGUUGUUUGAUAAAGGUGAACUGCUGGAAUGCAUUAGGAAGCUGGUGGAGAUUGACCAGGACUGGGUUCCUUACUCACUGGAUGCCAGUCUUUACAUCAGACCCACCUUCAUAGGAACUGAGGUCAGUGUUUUGAUAAAUAAAUGAAAUUCUCUCUGUGUCAUGAGGCUGCCACAUUGUGUGGUGAGCUGAGGUAAUUAAACAAGUGAAUCCCUGUCCCUCUGCUCUAAUUACCUGUCUUCACUCCUCCAGCCAUCCCUUGGAGUAUCUCGGACAGGAACAGCUAUGAUCUUUGUAAUCAUUGGACCCGUGGGACCUUACUUCGCCACUGGCUCCUUUAACCCUGUGUCUCUGCUGGCUGACCCGUCAUUCGUCAGAGCUUGGAAAGGAGGCGUAGGGGCCUACAAGAUGGGAGGGUGAGUUAAAUCCACAUCUAAACUCUUUAUUUGACAGAACAGGUCUGGACUGCACAUUAAGUUUCAACACAAGCUACCUGUGCUCUUGAAUGCUCAGAGUAGAAACCCACUCCAUUUCACUCUCACACCAAUAUGGCCCCCAUGACCCAGUCAUGAAGAUCGAUGGGGACAGAUGGGCUGCUUUAUCAAGUGGCACGUCCCUCCCCUUUUUCAUCCAGUUAAGCCUGUGACACCUUAGGCAAACUCACCAGUCAUCUUGGGCCUCCUGUGAUCACCCUUUUCACGGUGGCUCUUACUUCCUUUCACACCCACACCUGAAAAAAAUGCAAAGAAAAGAGGAAAACCGGAGAGAGAAAAGGCUGUUGUGAGAAAAGGUGAGGCAGAAACAGGAUGAGAAGUUUGUUUGGGCAGGAGUUUACCCCCCUGCCGGGUUAGGCUGUAAACUAUAAGACCCUCUACAAAGAGGGAAGGGGGGUUGGGGGCUUUAGAAAGAGCCAGAGUGGGGAGGCUGUUUGGGACAGAGCUCCCUCUUGCUGGGUUUGGCUGGAUGUUAUUCCUCUGCCUGAGAGAGAACAAAGAUCCAGAUCCAGGUUUGACUGUUGCCAAAUCUGCACAAAGAUGCUUUCAAAGGCUGAUGUGCACCACCAGAUCAGCUGUCGUGUAAACCUGCAGACCGUAAUACUUUGUAACGCCCCUUUUUCAUACAAAAUACCUCUGGUUGAAAAAGUAUCCCCCCAAAUCCACCUUUUUACACCGUCCUCCUCCUCACAUAGAGUCAACGGCAGCGCUUUUUUUCUCAUUAGAUCCUGAUUUAGGAACCUGCCGUCUCCUACUUUCAGCCCCUACUGCUAAGAGGAGUGUUUUCUGGUGUCACAGGCUUCUCUAUUUUACCAAAUAAUUAGAGAAAGGUUCAAAGUUGGUUUGGUAAAAUGUGGAGAGCUUUGGGCAUUUUCCCAAAGCGUAUGCAGCAAGGUGGAUGGAGCCUGCAGUGAUCACCUGUGGCAUCUACGCCUGCUGUAAUCUUGAAAGCCUUUUGGACAAAUGCAGGCAGUGUUUAUGAUUUUGAGUUGAGUAACAGGAUGUCUAAGAGGAGGUUUCAUUUUUAAACACUUGUUGUGAGAGCAAAGUUUCUGGUGAGCUGUGGGCAGCCGUGGACCUGGACAGAGAGCAACUAUGUGGAUUUUCCCCUUUGCUGAUGAAGCCUUGAGCGGCAGCCACAGAGCUGGCUGGUGUUAGGCUGGAGCCGUGCCAAGACCUGAUACAGAACCCAGUUUUAGACAGCAGUCCUGACAUGUCAUGGCAGGAAAAGUAAACAAGACUUUUUUUCAUUAGAGACAGCAAAUAUACCCCUCAGAGGAAAGGUGUCUGGAGGGCUUGAUACUGGGAUGCCUUGAGGGAUUGUGGGUAAAGUAGUAUUUGUUCUGAAGCUGGGAAUAAUUUAAAUCACUGAUAUGACCAGUUUGACUUGUUAAACAAAGUUGAACACAUGCAGCAGAGCCAUUAUUCAGGAUGUUUUACCUUUUAAUAUUACUGCUCAAAGUAAUGAAGACAGACAGCAACGCUGCGGUUGUGGUCAGUUUAUUUUCCCCCUUCUUUUAGGCAGUACAAAGGUUAUUAAUCCCUCCAGCUUAUAAUGUCUACGCUCCAGUAAAUCUCUAGCCUCUAAUCACUAGCCUGCCUCAGUACUAGUCUGGUUUUAUGAAGUAAGGACCUGCUCAACUGCAUGUCAUUAUAUAACAUGGCUGAAUGCCCUGACAUGUAAGCCAGCAAAAUCUGCUCUGAUACCAUCAGACAUCAAGUUAACGCUCCAGCUAUCCAGCCUGAUUUAGCUCCAACAGCAGGUCACGAGACUGAGGAGUGGAUGUUGCAGCCUGUGUGUGUGUGUGUGUGUGUGUGUGUGUGUGUGUGUGUGUGUGUGUGUGUGUGUGUGUGUGUGUGUGUGUGUGUGUGUGUGUUUAAUGUAAUCAUGUUUAUUAUAUGUGUAUUUAAGUGUUCUGAUAUGAAGCCUGUUUGGCUGUUUUGUUUUCUGUUUCUUUAUUGUGGCUGAUAGAUUUUGAACAGUUUAAUGAUAUUAAGUGCUCUGCUUGGUUCAUUGGCAGUUUCCUUUUGUCAACCAGCAGUUUUAAAAUUUAUAAACAGAUCAAAGUGGCUCUGAAAACAAAUGACCCUGAAGACAAAGAAAGAAAGGGUGUCACUUCACAGUGAAGCUUCCUAAAAACGAGCCUAUGAGUCCGUUGGUUUUGACUAAACUCACUAGAGGGACACUAAGUAAUUAUUUGACAUCUUUGUUAUUUUUAAAGUUACUGCUGACAGACACUCAAACACAAAGUAAACAGUUUUUCAAAGUGACAGUAAUACACCUUCCACUAUCACUGUCAAACUCAACUACGCUCUCUGGUGGACAGAUUAAGCCAUGUUUUUCCAUUGCCAAAUGAUCCAACCAUACCUCUUUGCAGUUUUCUUCUUCAUUUCUCAGUCUACAUGAUUUCGCUGAUUGCUGAAGAUAUUUUCUGUUUUAUCACUUGUUUACACCAACUGAAGUUCUGUCGGGAAGAUCACAGUUUGAUUGUUUAUUACAAACGUAUAAACUUGGAGGCUAACAUGUUGAGUUAUCUCCUAGGGGUGAUAUUUUAAUAUGAUAUUUUCGUGAUACUUGUGUCAGGAGACAAUAUUAUUGUGUUUUUUAACAUUUUGCAAUACAGUGAGUAUUGCGAUACAAUAUAUUGCGAUUUAUCCAAAUUUUUCCACUGAGUAGCUAAUUUAGCAUUUCGCUUUCUCACCCCUAUUAUCUCCUGUCUGUGGUUUUCUCACAGUAACUAUGGUCCUACGAUAGCUGUACAGAACGAGGCAGUAAAGCAAGGCUGUCAGCAGGUGCUGUGGCUGUAUGGAGAACAAGAGGAGAUCACAGAGGUGGGCACCAUGAACCUCUUCAUUUACUGGACCAAUAAGAACGGAGGUGAGAGUCCACCUGAAACAAGUUAAAUCAUGGCAUUUUGUUGUUUUCUGGUCAUGUUUAAUAUCAGGUUUGGUUUUGUUUUUUUAACUAUGAGUCAAACAUGUGUCCACAGAGAGAGAGUUGGUGACCCCUCCUCUGGAUGGCAUCAUUCUCCCAGGAGUCACCAGACAGUCUCUGCUAGACCUGGCUAGAGACUGGGUAAGACAACCAAAAGGGACACCAAACACCAGUUCCCUUUCAGUCGAUUCACUCGGUACAACACAUAUAGUAUGGGAUAUCACGCCCUCGCGUGGCCUGACUGAAGACACCUUUAUUCACGCCUUUAAGGCAGAUGAUCUGUGGUGACGUCUGGGAGGCUCCGCCUGUACAUAUAUACGUGUAACACCACAGUCAUCCUUCAGUUCUUACGCUCUUCACCUCGCUGAGAACACCUACACCGAGUCGAGCUAACUAGCUGCUGCUAGCUCAGCCUGGUCUUGUCUGUGGCUAUUGCCUGAUCGUUUUUAGCUUAACUGCCCCUGUUGGUGUUAGCCUACGGCUACCCGCGGAGCGCUAAUUUCAUUCAGCUUCUGCGUCUUGUUAUGAGCGCUGAGCCCAUGAAAGCGAAGGCGAAGUCUUCUGUUCGCCCCUGUCCUCGGGGGUGCGGCUUCUCCCUUCACGAGAAGGAUCUCCAUGAGGCUUGUCCCGUUUGCCUGGGUAUUGUCCACGCCAGGAGGGCGUUGACUGAGCCCGAGUCGUGUGAGUCCUGUCACCGGCUUCGGAGCUCAACCAUGGGAAGGCGGGUCAAGUUUGUGGAGAAAAUUCUAGGAAAAUCCGCUGUUGCGAUGCACGAUCCCCUCCUCUCCGAGUCCAGAGACCCGGCUUCGUCCGAGUCCGGUGGUGAGGACUUUCUGGUCGAAGGCUCAGUUGGAAACUGGGCAGACCAUGUGGAGUGUGCUUACGGGUCAGCUGGAUUUGAGCCGGGCCCGACCGAGGGCGCUGGCCAGCCGCUAUCCGGGCUAGCUUGUUACCAGGAGGACGAUGACGUGCUGGACAUCGGCCUGGACGUGCAAGGUUUUUCAGAGGAUGAGCAGGAGCCGUUGUCUUUGGGUCAGUAUGCCGCCGCUGCUGCGCCGGUUGAUCUGGACGACACAUCCCUCCUCUCACUGUACCGCCGUGCAGCUGAGAAACUGGAAGUAGGAUGGCCCUCUCCUCCACCGGCUCAAAAACCGUCGCGGUUCUCGGGGUUUUUUCUCCCACCCGAACCGACGACUGUUAAGAACAGUUUGCCCAUGUUCCCGGAUUUUGUCGCGGAACUAACCUCGACAUGGGACAAGCCGCUGUCCACCCGCGCCACAGUGCCCGGUUGUGGACAGUUUCUGGACCUGGAUGGAGCUGAAAAAGCUGGAUUGGUGAACCCUCCGCCUAUGGAGGCGUCCCUGGCAGUUUAUCUGGCCCCGGCCCAGAAUCAUGGUGUCGGUAGCCCCAUCACGCUCCCAUCCAAGCACUGCAGGUUUUCAGCGUCACAGCUGGAUAAAAUUUACAGGACACAGGCAAAUACGGCUCGUGCACUGAGCUCCGUCACCAUGCUUCAGACAUAUCAAGCUAUGUGUCUGGCGGAACUCGGCUCGCGUAUGCCUCCUGACAGUCCGCUUUCUCCUCUCCUCGAUGAAGCGAGGGUCGCCACAGAUUAUAUCCUCCGUGUGUCCCGCUGUGCAGCGCUCUCUCUCGGUAGAGGCAUGGCUUCCACGGUGGUGGCGCAGAGGCACCUGUGGCUGACUCUCUCCGACGUUCCGGAGAGGGACAGAGCGGUUUAUCUCGACGAGCCUGUGUCGGCCAGCGGUUUGUUUGGGCAGUCCCUCGACGACAUUCAGGCUAAGUUUGAGCUGAGGAAAAAACAAACCGAAGCUUUGAGCAGCAUCAUCCCCAGGCGUGAUGCGAGGCCCAAACAACAGGGUUAUCCGCACAAACCGACAGAGACGCUGCCGCCCUUCAUUUUUUGCCGCCGAAGAGGCCGCGUUUAAUGUUUGUUCAGGGGUCCGGUCCCGAGAGGCGCUGCACUCCCUUAACACAGUUUUCCCAAGCACAAUCCUCCCUCACACACAUGCCCCAGUAAUGGCGCCUGUUGUUCACUGAGUGAAUGUUACAAAUGUGCGUUCGUUGAAUCAAAUAAAGGUUCCGUUUUGUUCUCAAAACAUCAUAAAUCAAUCAAGUCUGGGCGGGAAAGUAUUGCUGUUCCCAGCCGGCACGCUAGAGGGCGACAACCCCUCCCCCACAGUACUGGAGGUCAGUCGACUGACUGUUCGUCUCCCUCGGUGGUGCGCAUGCGCAGUCUCACCGUGGGUAGGGAGAACGGUUGCCAUGGGCUACCGUUUACAGCAGUGCUGAGGGAAGAAAUAAACAACUUGUUGAACAAGAGAGCGAUACGAGUUGUUCCCGCUUCCGAAACGAACAAGGUUGGUACAGCCGCUAUUUCGUUGUUCCGAAAAAAGGAGGAGGGCUCCGUCCUAUCCUUGACUUGCGAGUGUUAAACAAAUACCUACGAACUUACAGGUGCAAGAUGCCAACACUCAGACAGCUACUGGGCGAAAUCAGACCGGGAGAUUGGUUUACAACUAUCGAUCUGACAGAUGCUUACUUUCACGUAGCGAUUCAUCCGGACCACAGGCACUUUCUAAGGUUUGCAUUCGAGGGCUUAGCCUACGAAUACCUGGUGCUGCCGUUCGGCUUAUCACUCGCCCCCGAACAUUCACCAAAUGUGUCGAGGCGGCAUUGGCUCCACUAAGGGAGAAAGGUGUGCGCAUCUAAGCCUAUCUGGACGACUGGGUGCUAAUCGCGAGCUCCAGAGAGCAAGCAGCGGCUCAGCUGUCAUUGACCCUAUCGCACAUCCAAACACUGGGCUUUUCAGUAAAUUUACAGAAAAGUUCACUGACUCCGAGUCAACAGGUAUCAUUUCUCGGGCUGGAAAUAUGCUCCGUUUCAAGCCGAGCGUGUCUGUCAGAACGCAGGGUGGCUGCGUUUCACCGCUGCCUUUCACAAUUUCAGUUGGGACGCAAACUGUGUUUCCGGACGAUUUUACAGCUGACAGGCAUGAUGGCAUCUAUGAUCGCUGUAGUGCCGCUCGGACUGUUAAAAAUGAGAGCGUUUCAACGCUGGACUCAGUCUCACCGGCUGUGCGCGCAGCGUCACCUCCAGAGGAGGCUGACGAUAACUCCGUCUUGCAUGUCGGCUCUUCUCCCGUGGAGAGAACCCGGUUUUCUACAACGGGGAUCUCCGAUAGGGAGUGUGUCUUUUCGCAAGGUGGUGUCCACAGACGCAUCCCUGAGGGGUCGGGGGCUCUGUGCGAGGGCGCAGCAGUGAGAGGUGUGUGGACGCCAGCAUAAUGCAAGCUCCACAUCAAUUACCUGGAGCUAUUAGCUAUCCUAUUAGCUCUGAGGCAUUUUCGUCCGGUUCUGACGGGCCAUCAGGUUCUGAUCGGGACGGAAAACAAAACCAUGGUUUCCUACAUAAACAAACAGGGAGGGACAUGCUCUCUUCCCCUGUUAAAACUGUCUCACUCUCUGUUGCUAUGGUGCAGUGUUCAUUUUCUGUCACUCAGAGCCACACAUAUUCCGGGUCACUUAAACCUUGGGCCAGACCUUCUCUCCAUCGUCUUGUGAGAGAGUAGAGAUUGCAUGUCAGGACCGAAAUGUACUCCCAUUUCAAAGUUCUAUUGUGGAUGUUUUAACAUUCCUUCAGGAGCGGCUGGAUAGGGGUCUCUAUUUCUCAACAAUUAAAGUCUUUUUGGCAGCUGUAUCUGCAUGCCAUGUUGGCUUUGAUGGUGUGUCGCCAGGCGCUCACCCUCUUACUAUGCACUUCCUAAAGGGAGUCCGCAGGCUGAGACCUGUGCUUAGACCCAGUGUUCCCUCAUGGGAUUUAGGGUUGGUGCUUGGGGCUCUUGGUGGACCUCAUUUGAGACUGUUGAGUCAGCAGACAUGAAAUUUCUUUCAUACAAAACUGCACUGCUACUUGCUUUGGCGAGUGGGUGACCUUCAUGCUUUGUGCAUCCCUUUUGUAUCCAGUUCACUCUGGAUGGAUCUAAGGUUACAUUGCGCCCAAAUGCAGCGUAUUUGCCUAAGAUUAUCCCCACAGCCUAUAGCUCUAUGAGUUUUGAACUACUGAGCUUCUGCCGUCCUCCAUUUGCAUCUGAGGAGCAGAGGAGGUUGCAUUCCUUGUGCCCUGUGCGUGCACUACGUACUGACAUAGACCACACUCAGAGUGUGCGUUUAUGUUACCAGUUGUUAGCUUGUUUUGCUAAUCCAGCCUAAGGCAGGGCACUGUCUAAAAAGCAGCUUUCCCGCUGGAUUGUGGAGGCUAUCUCCUUAGCAUACGGCAGCAGGGGUCUUCCGUUGCCCCAAGGUGUGAGGGCACAUUCAACCAGGGGAAUGGCAGCCUCAUAGGCCUUGUUUAACCCUUUCAUGCAUGAAUUAUGAUAUAUUGAGUUAAAAAAUUCUUACUAUGUGUUUUUAUUCAAUAUAAGGCAUAUAAAUAAUAUUGCAGUUGGAAUUUUUUUUUUUACCUGUUUCUGCUAAGUUUUUAGUGACAUGUCCACUAAAGCGGACAACAUGCAUUUGGACGACAUUACAGAAAAUGAAUUGUAUUAAUACAAAUAAUAGAACCCCACCCCAAAAAGGAGUCAAAACAAUUAGAUUCACAUUUUAAAACAUUUAAAUUCUGUUUAAAUGCACAUUUCAAAACAUGGCUUGUGUCAAACAACAGCAACAACAACUGUCAACUGUGUCAAACGAACUGAAACCAUGAGCCUAAUUAGGCUUCAGGCUAGGUGCUACAACUUCAGCCAGCACACUCAAAGCAAAAACAAAUGCCAUAGAUUGGAUCAUUCAUGAAAAUAAUAAUUACAAUAAUAAAAGAAAUAGUGCCUUAGUGACUAUCCAAACACAUUCAGUUGUCGAUGCCCUGUACUACAUUAGUUCACAUUUGAAAAGAAGGCACACAGUGAUAUUGCAUCGCUGGACGAUGGCAGUUCCUCUACAUUUCUGUACUUCCUCUGGUCCCUCUCUGUGCGUGAACCUUGCAUAUAAUAAAUAACAUAAUGUGAAAAAUAUUGCACAACCAAUCAAUCUUUCUUUCUAUUUAUCUUAUAUAUGUAUAUAUAUUUUUUCCAUUGUUUUUAUAAUAUUUUGUGCAUGCACUGUUAGUAGUGUGUGUGUGUGUGUGUGUGUGUGUGUGUGUGUGUGUGUGUGUGUGUGUGUGUGUGUGUGUUACAAUGCGUGCACAAAAUAUAUUUUUGCAAAAAAUGUUUUAUAAACAUUGCAAAACUUGCACAAAGGCUGCACAAAAUACAAUAUAUACUAUGCAUGCACAAAAUAUAAAAUACAUGCACAACAUUAAUUUUUUGAUACAUACAAUACAGGUUACCUUUUAAUAACAUAAAAUGGUUGGUUUUAACUGAAAAGGUAAGCUUGAAAUCAAGCAUUUUGCAGAGAUAAGGAGUUACACCAUUUGCAUGUAUUGUAGUAGAAAUAGUAUAAGUCAUGCAUGCUGUCCACCGUAGUGGACAAAUGGAAAAUUCCAAUUUCCUCAGAACAUAAAAGCAAUGCAUGGAAUUUUUUGCAACUAUAGUAAUUAUUAGAUGUUACUUUAUCCCAAAAUAUUUUUUUUACCUGCAGGGCUCUGCUUUUAUAAAAGGAAGCAGUGGAAAUCCCAGAGGUGGAGGGUCUGUUCUCAGCAGAGGCAGCCAUCUUGAAUGUUGACGUGUUUUUUCUGCAGUUGCAACACAUGGCCACAUGGCACCAGUGUUUGACUCAUUUUCCAGGGUCUACUGUAGUGGUUAACAUGCAUUUGUAACAUCAAACCUCUAUUUUUAUAAUAGAAAAUGACCUUUGAAGAUUUGUCCACUGUAGUGACCGUUAUACGUGAAAGGGUUAAAGGGGUUUCUGUGAGUGAUAUCUGCACUGCAGCCAGUUGAUCAUCACCGCACAGUUUUUGUUCGGUUUUAUUGUUUGGAUGGGACAGCCCCUUCAGUGGCUCACUCUGUCCUUUCUGCUGGGUCUACAGUGCACUAAAGUUUUGGAGGUUUGACUUCGGUUCGGUGGCUGCUCUGUGGGGCGUAUAUAUAUGUCCCAUACUAUAUGUGUUGUACCGAGUGAAUCGACUGAAAGGGAACGAAAUGUUAUGAAUAUAACUUCUGUUCCCUGAAGGAGAGGAACGAGGUACAACAUUAGGUUGCCCCACUGCGCAGCUAGGCUCGGUGAAGAGCGGCUAUCGAACUGAAGGAUGACUGUGGUGUUACACGUAUAUAUGUGCAGGCGGAGCCUCCCAGACGUCACCACAGAUCAUCUGCCUUAAAGGCGUGAAUAAAGGUGUCUUCAGUCAGGCCACGCGAGGGCGUGAUAUCCCAUACUAUAUGUGUUGUACCUCGUUCCUCUCCUUCAGGGAACAGAAGUUAUAUUCAUAACAUUUCGUUUUCAAACAUCAGAGGAAAGCAAUCAUAGGGGGAAAUAAUCUUCAUUUCAUGGCAUUACAAGCCUAGAAUGACAGUCUUCAUUGUUUUCUGUGUCUGUCAGGGAGAAUUUAAGGUGACUGAGCGCACAAUGGAGAUGAAGGAGCUACUCGGGGCUCUGGACGCAGGGCAGGUCUUGGAGGUGUUCGGAGCAGGGACUGCAUGCGUUGUCUGUCCUGUCGGCAGCCUCCUCUACAAAGGAAAGGUACGAGUGUAGCUUUUGAGGGAUUGAAGGUCAGCCUAGGGAGCUGUGUGAGCUAAAGGAUUAAAAAUAAGUUGUGUUUUUCUGUCAGACAUACCAGAUUCCCACCAUGAAGAACGGCCCUGACCUGGCAAAGAGGUUCUACAAAGAGCUUACUGAUAUUCAGGUGAGUGUAUUCAGGUUUAUGUGGCUCUUGUAAUCUGGGUGACCCUUCAAAAACACUUCUUUAAGAUACUGCUGACAGACCUGGUGCCUCCAAGUGGCACAAAAGGAACUGCAACAGCUGUAUCAGUCAGUGAUUUUGACCUAUGUGCAUCCAAAAGUCAUCAUGAUGAGUAAGAUGAAAUUUCACAUUUCAGUGACCAUAUAAUGAUGACUCUUGUGGCUCUGUAUAAGUAUCAGACCUUUUAUUUUUAGCAGUUUCAGCUUCUUCUUAUAACAUAGCCAAUUACUGGGGCCACAUUAUGGAAGAAAACCUUGAGAUUUUGAGAAUAGACAUAAAUUUACAGAAAAGAAUCUGUUGAUGUACCCCUUGAGAGACGGUUAUACCAUGAGAAUAAAACUGCUCUGUCCUCUGCUGUCCUCCUGUUACUGUACAAAUGCAUCAGAUAAUAUUAGAGUAUCCUAAAAUAGUCUAGUUCAUCAGUUAAAGCUCCUGUAAGGAACUUCUGAAAUCUGUCAAGUUUGGCCCACGGGCUGUCCCAAAGUGCUCAAGUGGCAUCCUCUGACAAAAAAACCUCAUCCUGCUGGUUUUUAAGAGUCAAAUGUUUAUUGUGAAGAUUGAUGUGGAAACUGUUUCUUCAGCUGCUGAGCUGACACCUCCCCCCUAAAACAGUUUUUUAGGAUGCUAUAAUUACAAAGUAAAAAUGGACAGUCACUGAUUGUUGCAGUUUAUUAUUAAAAGACAUAAGUGUGACUUUCAAAAACUCCUCAUUGGAGUUUUAAGAAGUGAAAAUUUAACAUAUUCCAGACUCGUGGCAUGUAAAAUAAAGUUUCAAGCUUUUUUAAAUUAAUUUUAAUAACUGUGGACUAAAGCUAAUUUUAGCUUUACUUUCUAACAAAGUUAUGAAUUUGAGAUGCAUCAGUAGCUUUAACACAUCUUGUGUUUGAUGUCUUUCUCCUAAAACCACAGCUUUAUUCUCAUGAUAUUGCCUUUUUUGUCUCAGUAAUUCUUUUUCCACUCCACAAUGUGGGCACCCGCGAUAAUGUUAACUUAACAUGAAGUUUUAAUACAAAACUUCUCUUUUUGCAACUGUUGCUUCAACAUGUACAAAAGCGGCAAAUUUAACAUUUUGUGCUUCUAUUUUUUCUCCUUGUCCUCUCUUUCCAUUCUGGUCCUUUACACCAGUAUGGACGCAAGGCCAGUCAGUGGGCACCACUGGUUGUUUAAAUGGCCACAUUGCACAUGCCAGUUUUAUCAGCAGAUAGUCCCGUAAUUCCACAACAACAACCAGCAGCCCUCCUGCCCCCUCACCUCCUCCCAUCCUCCUCCUCUCUCAAAACACUAAUGCACUCCUGCCCAGCUUACUUACCAGCCGAGGAGCUGACGCCUCUCUCUCCAACACAUGGAAGAUGGUUGGUGGUUAACAGCUUGCUUUGGUAAAGCAAUAUUAAGUGUGCAAUGUGUUAACUUGCGUACGGCAGAACAGGAAAACAGCUGUCAGCUUGGUGCAAACACUGAUCAGAGAUGUGAUGUUCUUGGCAGCAAAAACCACUAGACUAACACAAGUGCAUUCAGUGCUUUAAGCUACAAGCACAAACCUUUCAUUCUAGCAUUAACUGAAAAGGCACAAACUGAUGUGUGUUAGAAAUAGGAAGGGAAUCUUUUCAGCUGUAUGAAAGUGCAUAUCUCGACCGAGGACUUGAUUAACUACGAUCUGUUAGGUACUGUUUCUCUGUAAUAAAUGUUACAAUGGUUUUACAGCAAACAAUGUAUUAACAACCAUAACCUGUAUUACUUGCAACAACUUGUGGUCAUUUCUUUAAAGCCUUUUAACUGUUAUGUGCAAGUAGGACCUGUUACUGCAUCAUAGGACGUGAUUUUUUUAACGCUGUGUACAUAAUGAUGUGAUAGUACUGCCGUAGUUACGUGGGGCCAUGUCACUUUGACACCAGACUUUGCACUGACUUUGAUCAAUGUCAGUUAUGUUUCUGAAACGUGAGCGGUUUCUAUGCGUUAUUGGGUUUUGUUUGUGCCGACUUUGACUGCACAAAAAGGAAAGAUUUAGAUAAGACGGCAGGGUCUAAGUGAACCUGAACAUGCACAAAUGGUAGCCUCUACGCUGUACAAGAGAAAGACUGUUAGAUGCUGGCAGUUGCUCCUGCACUAGUUUGAGUGUAAUCAUCAUGAAAACAUUGUAUAGUAACAAAAAUAUUGUUAUUUUAGAAUCUUAAAUUAUAUAUUUUUGUCCUUUUUAUGCUGUGAAAAUUUGGCCGUCUUCCAAAGUACUUGACUGUAUCACAGGUGUUUUUUUUCUCUGUAUUCUCUGCGAGAUGUGCUUCCUUUGCUGGUUUUCCAUUCUUUGAAUGUAAUGUUGUUUGUACACACACACACACACACACACACACACACACACCAUAGGACUGUCCUUCUCUGUCUAAGUGCCUGACCUCAGUUUGUUUGCUGUUUCAUCUGUGGAUCUCACUGUUGCUGCUGUUUUUGUUUUCAGUUUGAGCACUAUGGGAUGUAGCUGGAUUCUUUGAGUAAUGUCAGUUUAGUUCUGUUUCUUUUUUAUGUGCUGUUACUUUUAUCCUGCUUUGACAUUUUUACAAUAAACCUUAUUUGACUUUAGUCUCA